AUGUGCAUCAAAAUUCUUGAUAUCGAAACAUCCGAUGGAACAGAAAUCGCUCAAUUGAUGACAUGGAUUGAUGUGAACACUAUAACCUCUCUCCGAAUCCAUACUAAUCAGCUCAUGCUCUCUAACGAGGACGUGGAGGAAUUUAUCGAGACACCACAUUGGCAGAGAAUACGGAACUUCCAACUCGUCGAUUGUUUGGAUCUUCCACAUAACAUAUUGAACAACCUCGGAAACAAGUUAUAUUGA
Caenorhabditis briggsae is the source of this 246-nucleotide messenger RNA. The transcript has 2 exons. Bases 1 to 246 code for a protein of 81 amino acids. The record is from RefSeq and is a predicted model, not a curated record. Lineage: Eukaryota; Metazoa; Nematoda; Chromadorea; Rhabditida; Rhabditidae.